AUGGGCGAUCAAGGUGCAGCAUCUACCAUCAAUAUACCACAAUUGCCAUUUAAACAGGAAUCAGUCAGUGAUACUAGCCUGCUUAACAACACGUUUAGUUUUGAGGAAGUAGCUGGAACCAAGUUUGUUGAAUUGCUUUCCCGUAAUCUAAUCAGUGCCUUAUCAUGUACCGGGAACAUCCAGCAUCCUGAAAGCCUGUUGUGCAUUGAUAUACCAUAUUUUUGGUGCAAUUAUUGCUCGUACAAGACGAUACAGAAAUCGGAAAUGUUAGAUCACUUGCACUGUCACAGGUUCCAUUGUCAAUUUUGUGAAUUUUCUGCUUUUACGCGAUGUGAAGUGUUAAAACACAGUAAGAACAAUCAUCAAAAUGAAACAAAUUUUCGUUUAUUUUGGUUUUGCGUCCUUAAUAGCGAUCAAAGCUUAAUUGAAGAAAACAACAGAACAAAUCAAAAAGCAGCACUUGCUAAUUUAAAACGCCCGCUUAAACUAGAAGCUAAACAAAGCGAGGUUGUACUUUUGAAAAAGAUAAAACUUGAAAAGCCUGACGGAGAAUUGCUUGAAACUUCAGUUGAAGUGCCGCACUCAAAACACAAUGAUCUACCAGUGGAUUCAACGUCUCUUUCUGAUUCACUUGUUAUUCAAAGGAUGGAUCACUUUAGAAAUACGUUAUCACAGUUAUCUGAUGAAAUGAAUGAUUUGUCAGGUCAUGCUGAUCCCUAUGACACCGAAAUGACAAAAGCUGCCCAAAUACAGCUAAAAGACAAUAACAUAUCUGAAAACACGCAAGGUUCAUACUUACGAACUAUUUUGACAACAGAAGACAAUUCCAUUCCAACAAGUGAGCCUCUUGGGAAUACUCACAAUGUGCCAGCAGAGCCUGUCGUUAAAAUGGAAAUUGUAGAUGAUUCGUAUGUUGAUAAUCAACCCAACUAUUCAAAAGUUGCUGAAGAAAAAUCUCUUACCACAUUAUUGAGGAAGGACGAUGUAAAUCGACAGAAAUCAUCAUCACCAGGUCCAGCCAAUCUUCCGAUUUUGCGGACUAUGCUGCAGUGUCCAGAAAUCUUGUCAUCAUCGACAGCUUCAUCUGUAUCUGGUGAAGGAAGUCAGGAUGGAAUGACAUCGGGAAAUAAGAAUGAUUCUGUAGAUUCGUGUCUUACUGACGAAUCAGAAGACGACAAUGACGAUGAUGAUGAUGACGCCGAUUAUAUGCCGACUAAAAAUUACAGUUCUGGUGAGGAAUGGUCGUACACCAAAAAAGGCAAGGGAAAAAAGCGGAAAAAGGUGGCUGUAUAUUCCUGUCCGAACUGUAGUACGGUUCAAUUAACAUUCCAGCCAACAAAGAAUCAUCUUUUCCGCGCACACCCUAACGCAAACCUGGUGCUUCGGGAAGAGAUCUCGAACACUUAUGUUUUCAUUUGUCCAUCUCUAAGGUGUAGAUUUCGUCAUUCGAUAUUUACAACUUUCGUGCGCCAUUUGGAAAAGUGUGACAUUUUUACUGAGAAAUAUGAUAAUGAAGAAGGGUAUGAUGUGAUGAGCACCUUAUUGGCGACGUUUCGAAAUGUCCUAGAACGAUCUAAAAUUCCGUGGAUGUAUGCCUGUUGUUUGUGUACUACUAAAUUUACGGAUUAUUCAAAUGCUGUAUCUCACGCUCAUACAAGACAUCUAACCUGUCCGUUGAGUGGUUGUUUAUUUAAAUUAAGAAAUAAAACGGUUGUGAUUUACUGUAAGCAUUGUAAAGCGGAGGUAUCCGUUUCGAAUUGGUCAGUAUUGCUCAACAAAAAUUGCAAACAUCACAAACUCUCUGAAGCCAAUUUGACCCUGGAUCAAUCGUCACCAGCUACAAGUUCGCUACCUUCCACGUCCACCUCCCAACCUCCAUCGAAAGCAGACUCUACUCCUCAGCUACGAGCAAUGUUACAACGGAAAACGGAACAAGGCACUGAUGCAGAUGGAGAUCGGUCCCGUGGAGCAUCACCGGAUGGUGAAAAUCUACCAGCAUCUAGAAUGUUGCAGUGGCUGAUGACUGAAGGUGGUCGCAUGAUGCAUUUGUUGAAAUAG
Lottia gigantea (owl limpet) is the source of this 2058-nucleotide messenger RNA. RefSeq lists its product as hypothetical. The record is from RefSeq and is a predicted model, not a curated record. Lineage: Eukaryota; Metazoa; Mollusca; Gastropoda; Lottiidae. Bases 1 to 2058 code for a protein of 685 amino acids. The transcript has a single exon.